Pyricularia grisea is the source of this 2402-nucleotide messenger RNA. RefSeq lists its product as uncharacterized. The record is from RefSeq and is a predicted model, not a curated record. Gene Ontology annotation, molecular function: arginyl-tRNA--protein transferase activity. Lineage: Eukaryota; Fungi; Ascomycota; Sordariomycetes; Magnaporthales; Pyriculariaceae. The coding region runs from base 496 to 1821 and encodes 441 amino acids. Gene Ontology annotation, cellular component: cytoplasm. Gene Ontology annotation, biological process: protein arginylation. The transcript has 2 exons.
CAAACAGAGACCCCACUUCUAGCCGCCACCUACUCGAUGCAGCUUCGACAAGGAGCUUUUAGUCAACCAACAUUUUGAAGAAAGGGCGCGCCAAACUUGCUGCACCUGCCUCUGCAAACCUACCUCAGGUACCUUAGUUCUAGUCUAAAUAUUUCCCCGGAAUUCUUCUUCUUAUUCUUCUUCUUCUACAUCACCGGAACUAGAUCUAAUCUCCGGCAGCAACAACCGUCUUCAAAUAUUCAUCACCCUUUCUUUCUAUCUCGUUCUCUCUAUACCGCUUCUCACCUCAAGAUCGACAAACAACCUGAAUUCUACCCCGCCCCCACGACGACCCACCCGGCUUGCUGGCGCUUUUACGGGCUCCGCGCCGCUGGCACGAGCCAGACCGCCGGCUGUGGUUGUGGUUGUUCCCGUCCUACUGCGCUGUUACACUCACCACCAAGACCGACCUCGGAAGCUUCGUUUUUCCUUUUCACACUUGCACACGGGGCGCCGAUGGAGGGCGAGGUCAUGCAGGCCCCUGAUUGUGCAGACGAUGUGCUCUCGUACAUAAGUCCAACCGGAUACUCAUAUUAUGCAAUCGCCACCGACUUGACUCCAGCGUUCUACAAGAACCUUGUUGAUCGUUGUUGGAGGCGUUCCGGCACGCUUUUAUAUCGACCCAACCAGAGGCUAGCAUGUUGCCCACAUUAUACAUUACGUCUUGACGCCUAUGAGUGCAAGCCAACCAAGGAUCAGCGCCAGGCAGUCAACCGUUUCAACCGCUACGUCCUCGGCGACGCCUACAUCAAGGACUUAGCGCGCCUGCACCCUCGAUCUCGCGAUGAGGCCAAGAAGCGCGAUGCUGUCUUUAACCUCGUAGAGAGGAUACACGAGGCCGAACUAGAUGCUUUGCCUUCGGGUCCCACUCCGGCACACAAGUUUACCGUGACUCUUGAAACUGAUGAGUUCACGGAGGAAAAGUAUGCUGUUUUCGAGAACUACCAGCAGGUCGUGCACAAUGAACCGCCGCAGAGGGUCAGUCGCACCGGCUUUAAAAGAUUUCUCUGUAACUCGCCCGUGCAGCGAACAACUGUGACGACUGCUGAAGGCUAUGUGCGUAAGCUCGGAUCCUACCAUCAGUGUUACCGACUCGACGGGAAGCUUGUUGCGAUUGGAGUCCUAGAUCUCCUCCCCGACUGCGUUAGCGCAGUAUACUUUUUAUACCACGAGUCGAUCCACAAGCACAGCCCGGGGAAGCUAGGCGCCCUGCGAGAGAUCGCCUUGGCCAUAGAGGGCGGAUAUCGCUAUUGGUAUUCGGGCUAUUACAUACACACAUGCCCAAAGAUGCAGUAUAAAAACGAUUACUCACCUCAGUACAUCCUCGACCCGCAAACCCUGUCUUGGCAUCACCUGGGCGAGAGCGAGAUGCGCAUAUUCGACAGCAAUGGCUAUGCGAGGUUCUCCAGGCUGGAACAGACAAGUGGCGGGGAGAAAGGGUCGUCAGCGGAUAACAAGACACCUGAGGUCGACCCCAGAAAAGAUGAUGAAGGUGAUGCCACCACGGACGAAGAUGAUUCCAUGUAUGAAUUCCUCUUGAGGAGUGACAUGCCAGGUAUCCCCACACUGGAGGAAAUGGUAUCGCUGGACAUGGACAACCUCGCCAUUGCUGUCAACGGGUACGAUCAGCUAUUCAAGGCAUCUAACCUUGCAGUUUGGGCAAAGCAGAGUGUCUUGGACUUUCCAGCACUAAAGUCCAAGAUAGCAGAGCUCGUGGCAGCCAUUGGCCCCGACUUGAUGGACAAAUUCUGCGUUGACUUUCGGAGGCGGCAGUCAUCCUGAAACCAAUGGUGUAUAUCAAUUAACUGCUCAGGCACUGUGGGUGCGGCUCAUUUCGAACACAUCGAGUCCUGACCAAGCUUCCUUCAUCAUGGACGCUGCAAAGCUACAUGGAAAUCUGAAAGAGGCAUUAUGAAGAUAAUUAUUACAUGGGUAUUUCUAUGCAGUGCUUUAGAGCUAAAGCUGAGGUUAGAACAGAACAUGGCAGAGCCAAGCGACAGCGAGUCCAUUUUGACCAAAAAACAAACAAACAUUAGUCUCACCCUUAUCGGUCCAGUGGGUUCUUGUCUCUACUUUGCUGGCGAGACUUGCGAGACGGCCGGCACCUUGGAUGUGAGCUCCCCUAUCACUUCGGCCCAGGCAAGUUUCUGGACCUUUUGGGCGGUUUCGCUCGUAAGCACGGGUUCCGAUUUCCUGAAGCCCCAACGCUCGUCAGUUACACUCAUUUUAAUGCCCAAGACGCAGAGUAUUUCUGGUUUCUGGUGAACAAACUUACUUGGCAUACGCGUCGUCUGCAAUAUAGUUGUUGAUAAAUUUGCCCUGUAUCAUAAAAUAAUCAUCAGUACAUACUUUGUCGAAUCGGG